UUUAGUUUUUGUAAAAUAUUUCGAAAAUAAAGUAAUACAAAUAAGAAUUAAAAAAAUAUUAAAACACAAGAGUUCACACUGUAUCUAUACUUGAUUUUGAUCUAUUCUAGCAAUAAUAGCUAAAUUCGAAUAGUGAGAUCAUGAAUCAAAGAUCAAAUUCCGUAGAAAUUCGGGAUUUACAAGAUAUUGUAACACCUUUUGGAGUACGUUUAGCAGGCAUUUAUAAACGGAGUUUUGCUUAUGUAACACUUAAAGACAGAUUACCAGUAAUUUUAACCAAAAUAAUUGAUACUUUCAGUCGUAACAAGGAAAAUAUUAUUGAAAAAUAUGGAGAAAAUGCUAAAGAAGAAAUUAAACAAAUGAUAGGAUUUAUUAGUAAAUUAAAAAAUGAAAUAGCAACAAAUAAAACUUUAAAACCUAUGCGAUUGGCAUCUAAUAAAUCAAAUAAUGAUGCAGAAGAAUGGAAUAAAUAUUUAAUAAAGAGAACUGAAAUAGAAGGAGAAACACCAUUAUGGUUUAAUACUCUUUGGCUGUAUUGUGAAUGCUACAUGUAUCGGAUUCUUGCACAAGAACUUGUUCUCAUGAAAUACAUAAAAACUUAUGAUCCUUUUGAACAAUCAAAACAAAAUGCAUUUACAAAUUCCUUGACUAGCAUAGAAAUACUUUGUAGUUAUGUUAUAGAUGUUAUACAUAAUAAAAAAAAACUAUCAAUAAUGGAAACUAAAGAAGAAUUUAUGAAAUUUAUUAAAUUUGAUCUUUGGGGUAACCAAUGUGAUCUAUCUUUAAGUGCGGGAGCAGAUAUUGGUCAUGCUACUCAUCCUAUACAAAUAUUAAAAUUAUUAGAUGAAGAUAUUCUUGUAAAUAAUUCAGAAUUUGUUUGGAAUUUAUUGAGAAAACCAGAGAAAAAUGAUAUAAAUAUUGUAGAUAUAAUACUUGACAAUGCAGGAUAUGAACUUUUUACUGAUUUUUGCUUAGCUGCAUUCUUAAUUGCAAUCAAAUUUGCUGAUAAAGUAAGAUUGUACCCAAAAUUUUAUCCGUGGUAUAUUAGUGAUGCAACAAUAAAUGACAUUCACUGGACUAUAGAAUAUAUGAAAAAUGCAACAAAUGAAUGUUUAAAAAAAUUUGCUAUUUUGAUAGAAACCUAUUUGAAUAAUAAUAUAUGGACAAUUGAGAUUGAACCGUAUUGGACAGGUCCUUAUGAUCUUUUAGGAAUGAAAGAACAUGAUCCAAAAUUACAUGCAAAAUUGUCAGAAGCUAAAUUAGUAAUAUUUAAAGGUGACUUAAAUUAUAGAAAAUUAGUAGAUGAUAUUAAUUGGGAAUAUACAACAACAUUUAAAAAAGCAUUAAGAGGAUUUGAACCAACACCUAUCUUAGCUAUAAGAACAGUAAAAUCUGAUGUUUGUGUUGGUUUACUACCUGGUGUAGCGGAAAAAAUAUUUAAAGAAGAUGAAUAUUGGAUGUGGAGUGGAAAAUAUGGACUUAUUCAAAUUACUACAGCUGGAAGUUGCCAAUGUCCAAUGAACGAAACAUGUUAAAAUCCUAAUA
Molecule: messenger RNA, 1545 nt
Organism: Apis dorsata (giant honeybee)
Lineage: Eukaryota; Metazoa; Arthropoda; Insecta; Hymenoptera; Apidae
Product: damage-control phosphatase ARMT1-like
Exons: 7
Coding region: 141-1535 (464 amino acids)
Biological process (GO): DNA damage response
Cellular component (GO): cytoplasm; nucleus
Molecular function (GO): phosphatase activity
Source: RefSeq, a predicted model, not a curated record